This is a messenger RNA of Microplitis mediator, 5883 nucleotides long. RefSeq names its product B-cell lymphoma/leukemia 11A-like (gene Cph). NCBI's taxonomy places the organism in Eukaryota, Metazoa, Arthropoda, Insecta, Hymenoptera, Braconidae. Gene Ontology annotation, cellular component: nucleus. Gene Ontology annotation, biological process: regulation of transcription by RNA polymerase II. The record is from RefSeq and is a predicted model, not a curated record. Gene Ontology annotation, molecular function: DNA-binding transcription factor activity; RNA polymerase II cis-regulatory region sequence-specific DNA binding. The transcript has 3 exons. The coding region runs from base 687 to 3269 and encodes 860 amino acids.
CCGAGGAUAGGACGUGUGGGGUGUCCGGCUGGUUCGGGUAGUAGUAGUCGGAGCAAGCGGAUGGUGAGCCACGAGGUGAGCCGAACUUGUCCGAACCCGAGCACAGUGCCCGAGAAAGACACACACCAGCAGCUCCUGACACAACUAACCAGCCACUACUAGGCGCACGUCCGGCACAGUCCACUCAGAGAUACGACCCAUGCCGGACCAUCAUCUCAGGUCCACGCUGGAGCACCAGCAUCCGACGAAUCUGGACCACGUUUGCCUCUAAUCAAACCGUGCGAAAAAUUUAAGAAAAAUUUUUUAUUUUUAUUGAUGCCGUCCGAUUACUUAUGGACUGGAGAUAAAAAUUAGUGAAGUGAAUUUUUAAUCAGUGAAAAAAUUUAUCUGUGUGUGGACGAGGUGAUUUUUUUAUUUAUUUACCUACUGGUGAUUUUUUUUUUUUUGGUCAGUGGGGUUGGGAGAUGGGACUGUCGGGAAAUGUCCGAGGGAUUUUGACAGAGGUGGAAUUUUUUUUGGAGUGAAGAGAGGAGGAAAGAGAAGAGGAGGCUGGAGCAUGUGGGUGCUGAAUAAAAAUAAGAGCUGGUAAAUAAAUGCGGUGCGAGGACACCUAGUGAUUGUUUUCAUUUUUUUUGUAUGGACGAUCGGGUUUUGGGUUCUGACCGAUUUUAAAUACCCGAGGCAUCAUGAGGAUCAAAAUGCCUGCUGUGAGAAUCGCUCAAGCGGAACCGUCACAAGGGACAAUACCACCGGAUACGGUCCACUGUGGUGGUUGUCGGAUAUCAUACCCCCUGAGUGAAAUAGUUCGUUUCAUAGAGCACAAAGUAAAUCACUGUCGAAACAGCCUCCAGGGAUGUCACAGUCCACCGCCGACGACGGCCCACGAGGACUCAGACCCCGAGGACGCUCUGGCACUCAAGACCUCGGACCCAGAGAAGCUCAACUCGGUCCCGAGCAUCUCCGCGCCCAUUAACAAGAGGGUCGGACGAGUCGAGAGCCCGCCGACGCCGCAGGUUAGCGCCACCGACAGCGGCAGCCCCAUUGAGCUCAGAGCCAGCGCGAGCUCGACUCCCAAAAGACGCACCGAGAGCGAUGAGGACAAGGAGGAACUUACCAAGAAGGCUAAGACUGAGUCAGUUGAUGCCGAUACCAAUACUAUUAAUUCCGAGCCAAGAUGCCUGCAGUGUUCGCAGUGUUCGCGUCGUCUUAAUUCCGCCUGGGACUUGAUCCAACACGUGCAAAGUGUCCACGGAGCGCGAUUGUACGGUGUCCCGAACUCUUCAGCAAAUUCGUCAUCAAACACACCGGCGCCGAGCCCACCGACGCCCAAUCCUAGUCACUCCCAUCACCUGAGUCCGCCCAACCACCUGAACCUCAGUGGAAAAUCGACGGGUUCAUCGGCCGCGAACUCUUCCGCGGGUACGACAUCUAGCUCGGGCAGUAGCCGGCAGCAGCUGCAAAGUUCUUCUCUGGUAGCGGAUCCACUUCACAGUUUCCUGAGGCUGCCCCAGCACCUGGAACGCAGCUUCCCUCCAAUGUUCAGGCCCGAGUUCCUGGCCCUUAACCCCCUUGCGGGGUACCGUGGGCUCCAGGACCUGCAGACCGCGACGAGAAACCUUCAGAACUUGGGGGAUCCGCUUCGCGCGAUGGACGGCCUCAAUUUAGGGGAUUCGUUGGUUAGGAGUUCUCUUGAUACUCUUAAUAACGCACGUAAUUUGGCGAACCUGACGGAACUCUCGCAUGCACGGGGUCUCGGUACUCAGGGUCACCCACCACAACUUGAAGCGAAUCUGGAUUUUUAUUCGGCGCGCCUAAGGAGCCUCGCUAAUCCGCCCUUAGGCGCGGCUCCAACGAAUCCACCGACAAAUCCCUCGAUCGUUUCGAAUGUCGCCCAAUCACAACCCCAGCAGACCCAGGGUCAAAACCAUCAGACCCAGUCUCAGAAUCAUAAUACUGCUGACUUAUCAACGAGCCCAGUGGGUUCUAAUCCCGCUAAUUUAACAGUUCAUGCGUUGACGCAGAAGGAAAACUCACCGCCUUGUUACAACCAGAGCCCCGUGGGUCACAACAACAAUAACUCGACGGACAGUGACAAAACAAGUCCUCCAGUUGCGUCCACUCCCAUAAUAACCGACUCCGCCGAAAUCGUUUACACCUGCGAGGUCUGCGAUAAGAAGUUCCGGUUCCAGUCUAACCUGAUUGUCCAUCGACGCUGCCAUCAGGAAAAGGAAAGACAAUUCCAGGAGAACAACCAAGAUGGCGGUGCCAUCGCCCGUUGCGAGGUCUGCGACGUCGAGUUAGCGAACUAUUCAGACCUACGCAAGCACAUGCGCAAAGAGCACUCGGACUCCAUGAAUCCGGCGAGUCCCCAAGGAAGCGUCGAAACCGUUCCCGACGAUGGGUCCAGCUGCGACGAGAACAUGGACCUCGACGACGGGGACGAGGGGGACCAGAAGACCCGGACCGACGCUGAGGAAAACACUCCCGAAGAUCUCAGCACGACCCAGGGUCAGAGCAGCGAAGAAAGCGUUCCCGGAAGGGUCGACCAGAAGCCCAGUCUGGUUGGAGAUCUCAUGGAAAAAUUUGGACUCAACAAUAUCGCCCAGUAUUCCGAAGCCUAUCGACAAGCGCUUCAAGAAAACCAUCGCGGAGGAUUCCUCAAAACAGAGUCACCCUCAAAUUUGGUGAACACCCUCAACAAUAACAAGGAAAAGGACAGCGCGUUGUCCCCAACAAAUUUCAACACUUCCGCGACGGCCAACAUUUUUUCCGGCACAUUCCCUCGAACUGGGCCCGACUUCGGUGGCCUCUGGCUGCCCAGUGCCCACUACCUAGAGAACAGCGAGUUCCGUAAAGUGACCAAGGCCACGACUUCCAGCCUCGCCCUGCAAGGACUCCCCAGCCCACUCCUAAAAAAGGAACGACACGGACGCAACGAUACUUGCGAGUACUGCGGCAAGGUCUUCAAAAACUGCUCAAACCUGACCGUGCACAGACGCUCCCACACCGGAGAGAAACCUUACAAAUGCGAACUGUGCUCGUACGCCUGCGCCCAGAGUUCGAAACUCACACGACACAUGAAAACUCACGGCAGACAUGGCAAGGACACUUACAAAUGCAGGUUUUGCGAGAUGCCCUUCUCCGUGCCCAGCACUUUAGAGAAGCACAUGCGCAAGUGCGUGGUCGUGGUACAGCAGGGCCCCAAAUUGGGGCUUCCCUACCCCGGGAGCCAGGACGAGGACUCAUCGCUCAGUACUAAGGACACUUGAUCCUGGAGCGGCAGUCUUCCGCCGCCAAUUCCGCCGCUCUGGCCGCAUCAGCCGCCCUACACGGUUUAUUAAUUUAACGCCUGGUUGAAAGACUCCCUACCGGUUUUGUGAGGAGAAGGAAAAGGAGCAAAGCCUCGAAUUAUUGAUGACUUUGAAGACAGGGUGACACCUGAUAGCAAAGGACUUUGUCCAGUUACAGUCAUUUCAACUGAUUUUACUUUAUUUUAAGCAUUUUCUAGUGCGAAUUCGGAGGCAGGAGCCAGGGGAGGGGAGGGGAGACAGGAGGCACUGAAAAAAAAAACCAUUACUGCAACGAUACUAAGAAAUAAAUGGUUACCACUGGAGUAAAUCCAGCAGAAAAAAAUCUAAUAUAAAUAAUUAUAAAUAAAAAGUUUUGUGAAUAUUAAAAAUAAGUUUUAUGGUUAAGAGUAAAUAUAUGAAAAUAUAAAUAUAUAAAUACGGAGGUAUAAAUAUAAAUAUACGAAAAAUAACACGGAAUAGCAAAACUUUAUUAUCGCAUUGAAGAUUAUUUAUUUAACAGUAAUAAUUAUAAUAUAUGGAUAUAAAUAUAAAUAUGAAUAUAUAUAUAUAUAUGGAUAUAAAUAAAUGUAUAUUGUAGAUGCGAGUGUGGAAGCGUCUUGAUUAUUAUUAUUAUUUUAUUUUGUAAAUUGUAUGGAAAAAAAUUAUUAUCGGUCGGUGGGAAGGACGGACCGAUUUAUUUUUAAUUAUGGUUACGUUUCAUACAUUUUGUAUGGGGUUAUAUAUUAACGUUUUAUUUUUUAUUUAAUCGAUAUUAUUAUUAUUUAAUUUUAGGAUAAGCAUUUGAGGUUUUUUGUUUUGAAUGUUAGGAAGAUGCCAAAGUUGUUUUUAGAUCACUUCUUUUAUUAUUAUUAUUAUUAUUAUUAUUAUUAUUAUUAUUAUUAUUAUUAUUAAAUAUUAUUAUUAUUAUUAUUAGUGAAAAUGUAAGUGAGUAAAGGAAUCACUCGCCCAUGAAUUUUUAAGCAAUAAUCAUGUUUUUUAAAAAUCAUUUGGGAUUUUUCACGUGAUUGUUCUUUAUUAUUAUUAUUAUUAUUAUUAUUAUUAUUAUUACUAUUAUUAUUAUUAUUAUUAUUAUUAUUAUUAUAUUUAUUAGUAUUCUAUUAUUGGCUAUUAUUAUUAUGAUCAUUAUUUAUUACGGUUGAUUGUUUAUGCUGAAAGCAUUCGUUUAAAUUUCGAUUUUCGUGGUACUAAUUUCGAAAUUUUGUCACGAAAAUUCCCCGUCGUUAUUUUAAAUUUUUUUAGAGGCAGUUUUAUGUUGCGAGACUGAAAAUGAUAAAUAAAAUUGUGAUUUUUUGAAUGAGGGGUAAAAUGGACAGAUGAAAUUUUUUUUGGUUUGACAUUUUUUUUUUUUAUUUAAUUUUUAUGAUCUGGAAAAUUCAGUAUAGAAAUUGAGAAUUUUGUAACAGUUCAUCCAAAAUUAGAAAAAUUGAAAAGUUGAUAACAAAAAAUCGUAAAUUAAAUUUUGGGAAAAAAAAAAAACCAUGAAAAUUAAAUAAGACAAUAUUUUUAAACCAAAAAAAAAUUCUCAUUUUUUUUUACCUCGAGUUCAAAAAUUAUCCAGAAAAAAAUAAUUUAGAUCAGACGUAAAUCGCGUAUCUGAUCUUAAAUCUUUCCAAUUUAGAUCUUCUAAAAUUUAGACCUAAUUUCGAAAACUAAAAUUUUCAAAAUUUUAAAACAAAUUCCACAUAAAUUUCCUUACAAAAUUCUAAAAUUCACAGAAAUUCAAAUCCCUCUCUAUCAAAACAGAUCUCACUAGAUCUAAAUUUUUUUUUCCUGGCCAUCAAAAGUUAUUUUUUUUUUUUUUUUCAAACGACGGGGGAUCAAAAGAUUUUUGAACGAAAAAUUGUUCCUAAAAAAGUAGGCAAUAAGAUAAUUCCUCGUAUGAAUGUUUUGACGUAAAUGAAAAAAGGCGCGAAAAAUGUAACAAAUUUAAAAUAAAUUUAAAAUAAAAAAAAAAUACACUCAUAUCAAAUAGUUUCCAUGUUAGUUGUGUAUGUAGAGUUAAAGUAACUAAACAUAACUAUAAAUACAUACGACUUGGAGUACAUUUAAUAUAUAUUAUAUAUAUAUAAAUAUAAAUAUAAAUAAAACGACCUGGUCGUUAUCUAGUUGAGAGGCUGAUUUGUUAGACAAUUUCUUCUGUCCCUGUUUAUAAUUAAAUAAAAUAAAAAAAGUUAAUAAUUAUUUAUUGAAUAACAUAAAUAAAAUAUCCAUUAAUGUAAAUAUAUGAUAGCACUGCCCCUAGACAGACGUAAUGCGAGUGCGAGCAUUUAUUAGUCGUUUACAUAUUUGAGCUUAAAAAUAAUUAAAUAAUUAAUUACACGAUUUUAAAUCAUAAGACUCACUCAUUUUUUAAUUUGCCAGUAGUGUAAAAUAAAAAAAUAUACGUACUAUAAAUUUUUUUUUCUUUUUUUUUUUUUGUAAAAAAAUUUUUUAAAUUUCAUCCUUACCCAUGUCCUUUUUCACAUUUUAACUGUACCUUCAAUUGUACUACAUAUAUUUAUGACGUAUUUAUUAAUGAGAGAAUAAGAAAAAAAAAUUUUGAAAAUUUUUUUUGAGAAAAAUUUUGAAUUAA